This is a messenger RNA of Pseudopodoces humilis (Tibetan ground-tit), 3783 nucleotides long. RefSeq names its product cystine/glutamate transporter-like. Gene Ontology annotation, cellular component: membrane. Gene Ontology annotation, molecular function: L-amino acid transmembrane transporter activity. NCBI's taxonomy places the organism in Eukaryota, Metazoa, Chordata, Aves, Passeriformes, Paridae. Gene Ontology annotation, biological process: amino acid transmembrane transport. The record is from RefSeq and is a predicted model, not a curated record.
UAUCUCCGAACGGUGCUUUAGACAUAGCUGUGCACAGCAUCUCUCUUCAGUUUGGUGAGGCUCUGUGUUUCACCCCUGCAAAUGAAUGCUGUGUGGGUCUCAUUUCAGCUGAGAAAAACCAGACACUAUUGGUAUUUCACAUUAAGCUUCCAGGUGGGAAAAGAGCUGGGGAUGGGGGAGAAAAGACCUUGGUUACCCUGAGUUUACACAGGGCAUGCCAAGAUGUAUCGUUGGAGGCUGGACAAGAGCCACAUUAUUUACUCCAGACUUGUCUUGCCUGCUCUACCAGGGAUAAUUACAAGUGUGAAACGUCUGCCUUGCUAUUAGGAAAACUACAGACAGGUUUGCUACAGCAAAUGAGGCUGUAGCAACUGACCUGAAUUCAUCUUACCUUCCUAAGCAAAAGGUGAGCCUUGAGGACACCUGGGAGACUGUAGCUCCUGAAUGCAUGACCUUCCCCUGUGAUUAGAAGAAAGCCAUGGGGAAAGACAAGAAAGAAGAGGCCAUCUUCCUGAGGAAAAAGAUAACUUUGCUGCGGGCUUUCUCGCUGCUCAUCGGCAGCAUGGUUGGCAGCGGCAUCUUUAUUUCCCCCAAAGGAGUACUGAAAAACUCCGGCAGCGUGGGAUUCUCCCUGGUCGUGUGGUUUUCCUGUGGGCUCUUCUCCAUGUUUGGUGCCUUGUGCUAUGCAGAGCUUGGAACAAGAAUCACCAAGUCCGGAGGACAUUAUAUCUACAUUUUGGAGACACUAGGGCCUCUGCCAAGCUUCUUAUUCCUGUGGGCAGAGUUUUUUGCUAUCAGGCCUGCCAACAGUGCUGUGGUUUCCCUGGCAUUUGGUCGCUAUAUGCUGGAGCCGUUUUUCACCCCCUGUGCUGCCCCUGUCCCUGCGGUGAAGCUGGUCUCUCUCCUGGGCUACUACAUGGUCCUCACCCUCAAUUCCUGGAGUGUCACCUGGAGCGCGCGGCUGCAGACAGCUCUCUCCGUUGUCAAACUCCUGGCUCUUGCACUCAUCAUCGUGCCAGGGAUGAUGCUGCUGGCCCAGGGCCACACCGAGAACUUCCAGGAUGCUUUUGACAGGCAGUCGCUGGUUCUGGAUAAGCUCCCCCUGGCUUUCUAUGCAGGCAUGUUCGCAUACUCCGGCUGGUUUCAGACCAGCUUUGUGCGUGAAGAGUUGGUCAAACCUGAACGAAAUAUCCCCUUGGCUGUCAUCGUGUCCGUGAUCUCGGUAAUUGUGGGGUACAUGCUCACCAACGUCUCCUAUUACACGGUCCUGGGAACACAAGAUGUUCUGGCUUCUCCUGCUGUGGCUGUGAGCUUUGUGCAGCGAGCCUUCAAAAGCCUGAUCUCCGUGGUCCCUGUCCUUGUCGCACUGUCCUGCUUUGGAACCAUGAAUGGAGGAAUCUUCACAUUUUCAAGGACUCUGUUUGUGGCUUCCAGGGAAGGGCAGUGGCCUCCUCUCUUCUCCAUGAUCCACAUUCGAAGGCAUACCCCCCUUCCCGCUGUCAUGUUAAUGUUCCCUUUGGUCACUGCCAUGGUGUGCAUCGGAGACAUCUACCAUCUACUGAACUUCUUCAGCUUUUCCCGAUGGCUCUUCAUAGGAUUAGCCACCCUCGGGCUCAUCGUCCAUCGGCACCGUCACCCGGAGCUGCACAGCCCCUUCAGGGUUCCCCUGUUUGUUCCUGUCUCUUUUACCAUCAUCUGCCUCUUCACGGUGGCAAUGUCUUUCUACUCUGACCCUGUGAGCAUUAGCAUUGGAUGCACCAUGGUUUUGAGUGGUUUUCCAGUCUACUACCUCAUAAUUCACAGGCAGAUGUCAGACCGCUGCCGCAACCUGUUCUAUUAUUUUACACAUAAGCUACAGUUGCUGCUGGAAGUUGUCCAACAAGAAAUCAAGACUUACUGAGAAAACCAUCAGAACUCACAGAAGACAAUAAAAAUCUACUUACACCAUUUUUGACACCUUUGAUUCUACCAAAAGCAGGCCAUGCUUUUAUUCUUUUUAGUCAGUGAAAAUGAGGACAACUCUGAGCCAAAACCUUGCUGCAAGUGUUCCUAAGCUUGCCAAUAGGGAUCUGAUCCUGCCCUUUCAUUUUUUUCAGGAGAGCAAACUAGUUGUCUGAAAUGAGCUUGCUUUGCCUGCAGUGUCUUUGAAACCAAGAUCCUAAUUUAUCCCAGUCCUGAGUAAAAUUGAGUAUGUGUGUGUACAGAGACAACAUUUUGUUUUCCUAGCUUGGCAAACAGAGGAAGUGGGCAUGUUGCAGAACUUAGAGUCCAACACAUGGAAGCCAAAUGCAAGUUUCAAACAGAACUAUAGCAGCUUUGUUGUGGACAAGGGGAAGGGUUGGGGAGAGUGAAUUAGAGAUAAGGCAGAUGAAUUGGAAAGGGGAAUGCAGGGGGAUAAAAUUUUAUUCACCUGAAAGUGCAGAUUGAGCUAAUGAGAAGAUAUUUGAAAUUCGAGUAUUAACAAAGUAAGGUCAGAAUUAUUUGUUUUGAUUUUUGUAUAAGCAGAAUGAGUUUUUUUUAGCUUUGAAAUAAUCUUUCAAUUUUGAAUUUUACUUUUCUGAAAUUGCAUUUUAAAAUGUACAGAUACAUUUACAAAAACCCAAACCAAACAGUUAAAUAUCAACUAGAAUAUCAACAGAAUAGAGUCCUGGUCCCUCUCCCAAAUUCCAAGACCCACUCCUCACCAGUGAGGUUGAAAACUCAGAAUUUGGCCUAGCUCCAGUGAGAUAAAAUUCCUCUUUUAAUUAGACAGGACCACUGAUGAGGUUUGGGCAGAUUCCUGAAUAAGUGCAUCUUUUGGUGCUGUAAGAAGACAUGAGUAACUUCACAUCCAAGCUUUAAUUUGCCAGUUGCACAUGACUUGCUGAUUUAAUCCAUAGAUGCUCAUUUGAACUAAUGGCAUAAGAAAGGUUUCCAUUAUUGGAUUACUUUGGUUUACAUUAUUAAUGUGGCAAUGUUAUGUCCAGAUAAAACAGCAAUUAGCUAUUUACAAUCAUGUAAUUGUUAAUCAGUUCCUAAAAGACGGGAAGUAGCAUGCUGAGAUUCCUCUAAUGAUUGCUGGAAAGAGGAACAGCAGAAUGUAGUGGAGCAUUUUUUAAUCCUUUGUAUCAAACAUUUAUGUACUCAAAAUAAAAACAAAGUACCAUUUACAAAUCCUAUGUAAUCUACUAAAACGUGUAAAAUUGUGGAACUAAAGCUGGGUUUUUUUCAAAGCAAUUGAGAAUUAUUAUUCUUGUAAUGAUUGCUUCCUGUUCCUGUACUGAAUUAAGCUGGGACAGCAGCAGUGUGGUUACAGGGCUUGUUUCCCCACUACCCUCCCACAAUUUAAUUUACCAGCUGCUGGAGAUUGUCCAACAGGAGAUACAGUCUCACUGGGAAAAUCCUCACAGCGGAAACCAUCACAACCUACAGGAGAAGGUACUGGCUUUAAAUGAUGAAAUGAAUUCAAGUGAGAUCUGGAAAUGCUUCCAGGGUCCCAGACAAGAGCCAGUCCCUCCUCAUGCCAGGCUUUACUGAAGCUGAACCCCCUGGUACAGCUUCCCACAGCACCCCACUGGUGGAGCAGGACCCAGUAUGGGUGGCUGGGGAACCAACCUGCAGAAGACCUUGUAGAACCAGGUGAGAUCAAUCACCCCAACAUUUCCUGAGUCCACCCACUUAGGUACGGGUACAAGGCAAAUGUCCAGCCUGGAUGGGUAAGGAGGUUUUGGAGGAACUUAGGAACAAAAAAAGGAUGUGUCAUCUUUGGAAGGAAAGUCAAGUCUCUCAGGAGGUAUUUAAGGG